Molecule: messenger RNA, 1088 nt
Organism: Striga asiatica
Lineage: Eukaryota; Viridiplantae; Streptophyta; Magnoliopsida; Lamiales; Orobanchaceae
Source: the annotation of a GenBank genome assembly
AUGAUAAAAGUUCAUACCACAUAAUCAUGGUAUUAAUUAAGCUGAUAGUGGUGGAGUUCACACAAUAUCCCACCAUCGUGAGUUCAUAUUUACAUGUAACAAAGUUCUGGUCACUCUUUUUCUAAUUUUUAAAUUUCCCCUUUUUUCCUUUAUUUGCAUGGUGCUCUAUUUUUUUCCCUCCUUUGGCAACUUUUGCAAAGUAUAAAAACUUAGCCUAACCUGCACAAUUAAGGCAAACAUUACUAUAAUAGGCUAUUUAAUUACAGCUCAUAAUAGUCAUGCAAAAAACCGAACUGCGUAAAGGGCCGUGGAUCGAGGAAGAGGACGAACAACUAGCUGCAGCCGUGGCUGUUUUAGGCAAUAGAAGAUGGGAUGCAUUAGCAAAAUCAUCAGGUUUACGAAGGAGCGGAAAGAGUUGCAGGCUACGAUGGCUGAACUAUUUACGUCCCAAUUUAAAGCACGGAAAUAUUUCUCAUGAGGAAGAAAAAAUAAUAUCCGAACUACACGAAAAAUGGGGCAAUAAGUGGUCUAAAAUUGCAAGGAGAUUGCCGGGAAGAACAGACAACGAGAUAAAGAACUAUUGGAGAAGUCACUUGAGGAAGAAAGGUAGUGUUCUUGAUCAAAAAGAAUGCUCAAGUAGCACAACAAACAAUUCAUUACUGAGAUCGGAAUCUGGAACGGCCAGCCCUUGUUCGAUCCACGACGAAUCGGGACCCUCGGAUCGCGAUUCAAGUGAUAAGCUCGAGAUGUUGACUUUGACUGCUUCGCCUUACGAAACUAGGUUGACCGAGUGGAUGUUGACUUAUGACUUUUGUGAUCAGGAAUGGACAUAUGAUGAAUGGAUCAGUGCUAAUAGUUCUUGGUUUGUUUCUCUAUGGGGAUGAGAUUUGGUUUGAGUGUGAUUUUAUUAAAGAGUUGAAACUAAUACAAUGUACUGGUUUGUUAAGUUCAGUGUAAAAAAUAUUGUUUAAGUAUAUGGUAAAAUGAUAGUUACAAAUGUUAUACUGAUAUUGUUACUUAAUGUCCUUUGUUAUGAUGCUUCUUUGGUCCUUAGUUUGGAUCAUAAGCAGAUUAUAAUAUCAUAGCCA